UACGGUUAUGCAUACGUGAAACACUUUUUUAAAGAGCGUAAUGUCGUUUACAACAUAAAAUACUUAAAAAAAACGACUUGCAAAUCCGAGAUAACGAGGAUUCCAUCAAUGAGCGACGUUCGUCCCCAAUUCCAUAACAUCAUCGUGUCUAAAUAGUGGUUGACAAAACUACUUACUGCAGUCUAAUAGAGAGAUCCCUGCCUUGAUCAUGCUGAAAGGAAAGGGAACCAAUUUCCCUUUGCAGUCACUACCGAUUCACACAGACACUGAAUUGCAGACAAAAAUGUCAAAGCAUUUGAGAAUAGCAAAAACAAAUGCACCUGAGUCAAAAGAUUACGUCCAUUCGAUUAAGGAUAAAGAGAAUACACAAUACGUCGGCAGUGAGCCGAGUAAGAAGACUGAUCAGAUGAAUGGGGCGGUACCGUUGUCAAACACUGACAUAUCCCAGGCCUGUCCUGACUCCCAGAUGACUGGAACAUCUCGGCGUGAGGGACCACAAUGUGAAAAUAAAAAUACUUCGGAAAAAUCGUCCAGUGAUGAGGGAAAGAAGUGGGUUUUAUCUGACUUUGAAAUUGGAAAACCAUUGGGAAGAGGAAAAUUUGGAAAUGUUUAUUUAUCGAGGGAGAAGAAGUCGAAAUUUAUUGUGGCUAUGAAAGUACUUUUCAAAAAUCAAAUUGAAGAGGCCAAUGUGCAGCAUCAAGUACGAAGAGAAAUUGAAAUUCAAACGCACUUGAGGCACCCUAAUAUUUUAAGAAUGUACGGUUACUUUCAUGACGCGAAACGAGUCUAUUUGAUCCUGGAGUAUGCGCCUAAAGGAGAGCUCUACAAGGCUUUGAAAGCUGCACCCAAUGGUCGUUUCGAUGAAUCUCGAACAGCGACCUACAUGUAUCAACUAGCUGAUGCUCUGAAGUACUGUCACAGCAAGAAGGUCAUCCAUCGUGACAUCAAGCCAGAAAAUUUAUUACUGGGCUUACGAGGUGAACUGAAAAUAGCAGAUUUCGGUUGGUCAGUUCACGCACCCUCAUCACGACGAGACACUCUCUGUGGAACCCUAGAUUAUUUACCCCCAGAAAUGGUCUCCGGACAGUCUCACGAUCAUACUGUUGAUUUAUGGGGUGUCGGUGUACUUUGCUACGAAUGUUUAACUGGGAAACCUCCAUUUAUGGCAGAACGGUAUGAUGAUACGUACAAGAGAAUUAUGAGGGCCCAAUAUACAUUUCCAAAUUGGGUCAGUGCUGGUGCACGAGCUCUAAUUUCAGCGUUACUGGUCGUUAAUUCUGAGAAUCGCCUGUCGUUGGACGGUAUAAUGAGCCACUCCUGGGUCCUAGAGAAUCGACAAACUGAACUGAAUCAACAAUAAAUAUCAUCAAUCAUCAGGGAUCAACCUAGUUGUUCUUUCAAAUACGUAAAAUUAUUUUAGGGAACGGAAUUGGAUGAUGGGUUGUCUAGGACAUACCUUUAUAUUCUAUAUGAUUAUGUUAGUUUUUAAAUUUAUAGUGCUGGUGUUUAGGUCAUCACGCACCGAAAAAAUAGCCCUUCUAAACCCUUCGAUAGAGGAUCUGCCGAUGACGAAAAACUUUCCUUAAAUUGUUCAUUGUUUACCUGCCCACAAUCAUAUUAAUCCGAAAAAUUGAGCCUGCAUUCAUCUGGUGUAAAUAUGCAUGCAUUAACAUAUCGUGCCGUCGUUUUUUAUUUUUCUACACAAUUUUAUAACUUCAUAGUAAUAUGUAAUUCUGUCAAGUCAAUUAUAUAUUUUAAUCAAUACACAUGAAUUGAAGACUUC
Messenger RNA from Diachasmimorpha longicaudata, 1783 nucleotides. Its product is annotated as aurora kinase B-like. Gene Ontology annotation, cellular component: kinetochore; spindle microtubule; spindle pole centrosome. The transcript is spliced from 3 exons. The record is from RefSeq and is a predicted model, not a curated record. Bases 209 to 1360 code for a protein of 383 amino acids. NCBI's taxonomy places the organism in Eukaryota, Metazoa, Arthropoda, Insecta, Hymenoptera, Braconidae. Gene Ontology annotation, molecular function: protein kinase activity; ATP binding. Gene Ontology annotation, biological process: mitotic spindle organization; regulation of cytokinesis; protein phosphorylation.